CGCCUGCGUGGUUGCUGGCUGGGAAAGAUGGCGCUGAACCUGAGUCGGAAUGGGCCCGCUCUGCAGGCUGCCUACCAGGAUGUGGUCAAUGAUAAGACCAGUACUGACUGGGCCCUUUUUACUUAUGAAGGCAACAGCAAUGAUCUACGGGUGGCAGGAACUGGAGAUGGGGGUCUUGAGGAGUUGGUAGAAGAACUAAACAGUGGAAAAGUGAUGUAUGCUUUUUGUCGAGUGAAAGACCCCAACUCGGGAUUGCCCAAAUAUGUCCUCAUCAACUGGACUGGUGAAGGAGUGAAAGAUGCCAGGAAGGGGUUGUGUGCCAAUCAUGUCAGCACUGUGGCCAACUUUCUAAAGGGUGCCCAUGUUACUAUUAAUGCUCGUGCCGAUGAGGAUGUGGAACCUGAGGUGAUCAUUAAUAAAGUGGCCAAGGCCUCGGGUGCUAACUACAGCUUUCAUAAGGAGAGCUCCCGCUUCCAGGACACUCAGCCACAGGGACCUGUGGGUUCCGUUUAUAAGAAGACUAAUGCAAUGUCAGAAAUCCAAAGUGCGAACAAAGCAAGUUUCUGGGCACAGACCCAGAUAGAUGAAGAAAAGCGAAGAGAAGAAGAUAAAAGGAAGAAGGCGCUGGAACAGGAGGGCUUAGAAAAGGAAAGGAAGGAGAGGGAACGCAGAGAGUCUGAGCUGAGGGAGCAACGCUUCAAGGAGAGAUCUAGUCAGAUCGACCAACAAAAGACAUUCCAGAAGAAGCAAGAUUCACAGAGCAGAGAGUAUGAGAAACAGCGCUGGAAAGAGCAAGAGCAGGAAUACCAGGCAGAGAUGCGCAAAGGCUUUAAGAGAAGUCAGUCCAUCGAGAAGGCGACGGAGGCUGCAUCCAUCAUUUCCCAGAGAUCGGUGAAUCCGAAGGAACUGUUCAAGGAACGCGAACGUGGUAUGGCAGGAGAUUCCUCUUCCCUCAGUGGAAGUGCGCAGCCAGGUAAGCUCAGGAGCCCCUUCCUGCAGUCCCAGAUCAGCCAGCCAGAGUCCCCACCCUCACCGGUCCAUUCAGCAGCCCAGUCAGCACCCCAAGACACUCAAAAUGCUCCAGAAGCCCAUCCAACAGAAGAAGAGCCUCAAACAGAGUGGAAUGAUGAGAAGGUUGACAGUAAAGAAGGUUAUAGCUGGCAGUUCCACCAUUCUGAAACUUUAGAGCAGGACGAUACAUACGAGGAUCCGGAUGCAUGUGUGCAACAGCAAGACAGCUCCAAGCUUCUUGAUGCAGAUGCUGGAGGUCAGGUGGCUGCCAAGGAUGACAAUUCAUGCCAACCUGUGGCAGAAACUCAAUAUCAAGGACUGUGUGCCCGGGCUCUCUAUGAUUACCAGGCCGCUGAUGAAACAGAGAUUUCGUUUGAUCCAGAUGACAUCCUGACCAGCAUCGAGCAGAUUGAUGAGGGCUGGUGGCGGGGUUAUGCAGUGGAUGGCAGUUUCGGUAUGUUUCCAGCGAACUAUGUGGAGCUCCUGACUGGUUAGUCAGCGCACAGAGCGUUGACCUUGCUGAUGGUGCCCAAACCACUAUCUUAUCAGCAUCAACAAGAUCUUUUCAAUCACCAAUUGCAAGCCAAAUCUACUGAGUGCCUCGAGCUUUCCUUUCUCAUUUUAACAGGGAAGGGCUGUGGGUGGGAAUUUGAUCACGGGAUUCAAGUUUUCAGUCUUAUUGUUUGAAAGUACUGGCUUAGUAACCACUAGAGGGCUGUAUUCUCCCAUGUACCCAUGCCCUCACUCCCGUCUUUGUUAUCCUGACCCAUGCACUGCUUUGUCCAGCCCUCACUUGGCCCCCAAAGUUAUUCAGAGGAUGUAACUGGCCAGGGCCCAGUUGGGUGGUGCAGUAUUGGGGGUCUGUCAGAGUGCUGAAAGCCAUGGAACAGGGAAGGACUGGAGUGGGGACUUAACCAGUGACUCUCAAGACUCGUCCGGACCAAGAAAAGACAACUUAAUGGAUGGUGGGAGAACUUUCACAUUCUUGUACAUUUGUCUAAUCAGAUUUUCUUUGUGCUAAUUAAGAGGGCUGCAAACUUAGCAUCUUGCUGUACUGCUGGGCUAAUGGCUUUGUCUGAAUGGUGACACAAAACUGAAGUACUGUACAUGAUGGGAAUCUGAAAUAGAGUGACAACUGCAGGGUCAGAGAGAUUGAAUAAAUACUUCUGUUUAAUGGCCUUUCACUGGAAUUGGAAGCUGCUUGGUCCGGCAGUGGAGGAGAAGCAGAUUCAAGACACAUUCAGAAUCAGAGUUGAACAGCAACGUCAAUCAGUGUUAACCUCUGUGUUACUCCUCCAGCAGAAUCACAACAAUGGGAGUACAGUCACACCCAAUUGUGUUCAUCUUCUCCAUGUGUCCAUGUCCAUACCUUAACAGUUCCUCUCCUCAGUAUUAGUUGAGCCACAACUACUUGCUUGCAGGAGAAAAUUAAAGUUUUCCAGGCAUUGGCACUGUUCCUUCUGUUCAAUGCUGGGGCUAGGGGGGAUUUAAGAGAAUCCUGGGGCGGAAUCAACUGCAACAAGCUCUCUCCCAUUUCACCCCUGUUUGGGUGUUGAGACUUGGCCUGCUCAGCCUUCACUGACCACAGUGUUUGUGAGUUGUGUGUUAGAUUAGUGAGAUUGUGCUGACUGAAAAAUGUGGCCUUUAUCUGGGUUUUAAUUAAGACUGUCUAAAAUGUUAACAAUUGUGAAUCCUGAGUUUUUUGAAAUGAUUUUUUAAAAACGUGAAUCAUGCUAAUGCAAAAUAGGAAUUGUUACUGGAGUAUCUCACAGGCGUGUGACUGGCAGUAUUCCUUACAUACCCCACGGUAUUUGGAUCUGGUAUACGGUAUCUGGAGUGAACCACGAUGAGUUUGUGACAAACUAGGAAUAUUUACCAACUCAAUCUCUUCACUUCUUUGCUUUCCUGAAAGUGUCACUUGUUGCAUUGUCAUGACUAAAGGUGUUUUUUCUUGGGGGUCCUGGUCUUCCUGUUUGUAUUUGUAUGUAGGAAUAAAAAGCAAUGAGGUGAAAAUUCUGUGCUCUGCUCCUCUCAUGAGUAGAUAUUCCCAAAGUUACUGUGUCCUGUUUAUUCUUCAAAGAGUUUGAAUAUUAUAAAAUCUACUGCACUGUGA
Molecule: messenger RNA, 3124 nt
Organism: Hemiscyllium ocellatum (epaulette shark)
Lineage: Eukaryota; Metazoa; Chordata; Chondrichthyes; Orectolobiformes; Hemiscylliidae
Gene: dbnlb
Product: drebrin-like b
Exons: 15
Coding region: 28-1506 (492 amino acids)
Biological process (GO): positive regulation of axon extension; regulation of actin filament polymerization; positive regulation of dendritic spine morphogenesis
Cellular component (GO): site of polarized growth; lamellipodium; postsynaptic membrane
Molecular function (GO): actin filament binding
Source: RefSeq, a predicted model, not a curated record